AUGGAAAGCAAAUCAAAGCGAAAGGAAAGCUAUAGAAAUGAGCGAAAUUUAUCGCCCGAAAGAAGUAGUGGGAUAAAACGAAGUUCUAAAUGCCACGAGCAAAGCCUCGAGUACAAAAAUUCUCGGGCAGAAGAAAUGAAUGGAAGCACGAAGCGAAAAUAUAAAGUCGACACCAGCAAGCACAAUGAAAGCAGACAAAGCAAGGAUUUUGGUUUAAAAACGCGUGAUAGAAGCGCUCUAAAGGAGGCUAUUUCAAGUCAAGGUAGUUAUUCUACAAAGGAAAGCACCGGAUUUAAUAAUAGAAGAAAUCCACAAAGCAAAGAAGCCGUAGAAAUUAAUGGAAGUGUCGAACGAAAUAAACGCGAAUACAGUAGGAACUACGAAAUUCGGCCAGAUAAGGGUUAUGGUUUAAAAAGUCCAGAUAGAAGCCGUCCAAAAGACCCCAGUCCAAGGCAAAAAAGCCAGUUUAUGAGGAAAAACACAGAUAGCAGAAAAUUUCAAAGCAAAGAAGUGAACACAGAAAUGAAUGGAAGUGUGGAACGAAAUGACUACAGUAAAAAUUACGAAAUUCGGCCACAUAGGGAAUACAUGUACAAGGAUUACGGUUCAAAAAGCGAAGACAGGCGCCAUCCAAAGGACCCCAGGAAUAGCAGAGAUAGCCGAAAAUCCCACAGGAAAGAGGCAGUAUACAGGCAAUUGAAUGAAAUGCUGCAGAUGGAACAACAUCACACAAGAUAUGUGGACAGAUCCACUUCCGGCGAAAUCAAAUUCGUACUUUGGUGCCCGCAGUACAUCAAUCCCGACAUCAGAGGGCAUGUGCGAGGAGGGACCAGUUUAUUACAUCAUAGGUGUAGGAAAUGUAGAAAAAUCUGCUUUCAUUUGUUAGGCCAACCUGGAACAACUAGACUCUGUUUAGGCUGCUCAGGAUACAAGGAGAAGUAUAUUCCUGAUUGGUAUUAUCAUAAACGAUGCAAAUAUUGCCAGUAA
Molecule: messenger RNA, 987 nt
Organism: Paramuricea clavata
Lineage: Eukaryota; Metazoa; Cnidaria; Anthozoa; Malacalcyonacea; Plexauridae
Source: the annotation of a GenBank genome assembly